AUGAGGGACAAAGGAUCCAUUCGUUUGUGUCUUUUGUUAAUUUUUCAGUUGAACGUCUGCAUGGGAAUACCUGGUGGCUUGUCAAAUGUUUCCACCGACGCGAUACCGGGACCGUGGUCCGAAAUUUUGGAAAACUGGAUCGUUUCCGACUCGAGAUCUACCCGAGCCUCGAAGGUGAUGAAAUUUGGCGAUAAAACGUUGACCGUUUCGAGUAAAAUAUCGUCACCGAACAAGAGAGAAGUCACCGAAACCGAUCUCUAUCUACUCGGCGCGAUAGAGAAACUCGUCUACAGAGUAGAUUUUCUGGAGAAUCGGCUGAGGAGAGCAGAAGAACUCCUAUAUUAUGUGAUUUCCGGAAAUAUCAAGGAAAAAGAGCCCUGUCCAUCGAAUUACACGAAGAUCGGGCAGAAUUGCUAUCAUUUCAGCGAUCGCGGCUUCGAUUGGAAAUCGUCGGCCAGCCUCUGCCGCGGAAUGGGCGGUCAUUUGCUCGAAUUCGACACGAACGACGAGAAACGUGACGUGCUGGCUAGCUUGCAAUCAAAUUCCAAAUUUAAAGGGAAAGAUUUAUGGACGGGUGGAUUGAAUCCGGGACUAUUGUGGAUUUGGGCGAGCAGCGCGAAACCAGUUUAUCAGAACACGAAGCAAACCGUUCCCGGCGACGGCAGAUGCUUAAAACUAUCCUACAAUUCAACGUCCAGGCUGUACGGUUACCAAAGCGACGAUUGCGGGUCAAGGCACAAAUAUGUCUGCAAAUUAAUGCCAGACGAGUCUGCGAAUAAAAUUGAGAAAAAUGCACGGAUGCUGAUAGACGGACAACGUUAG
Messenger RNA from Colletes gigas, 822 nucleotides. RefSeq names its product C-type lectin domain family 2 member L. Lineage: Eukaryota; Metazoa; Arthropoda; Insecta; Hymenoptera; Colletidae. Bases 1 to 822 code for a protein of 273 amino acids. The record is from RefSeq and is a predicted model, not a curated record. The transcript is spliced from 5 exons.